UCAUUAAACCUUUUGCUUACAUGAAGAACAAACCAAGCGGCCAUACUUGACGCAUUGUGCACGCUUUUUGACGAGUGUCAGUGGUAACCGCCGAAAUCUAAUCAAAAUGAAGAUAGAGGAAGUUAAAAGCACGACCAAAACACAGAGGAUAGCAGUGCAUAGUCACAUAAAAGGGCUAGGACUAAAUGAGGAAGGCUAUGCUCUGUCGUCAGCACAAGGACUUGUUGGUCAGGAACUAGCAAGAGAGGCUGCUGGUAUUGUAAUAGAGUUGAUUAAAAGUAAGAAGAUGGCUGGAAGAGCAGUGUUAUUAGCAGGACCCCCAGGCACAGGAAAGACAGCCAUAGCCUUAGCCAUAGCACAAGAACUAGGCAGUAAAGUUCCCUUCUGUCCAAUGGUGGGUAGUGAAGUAUACUCCUCUGAGAUUAAGAAGACAGAAGUUCUUAUGGAAAACUUCAGGAGGGCCAUUGGUUUGAGGAUAAAGGAGACAAAAGAAGUUUAUGAGGGAGAGGUAACAGAGCUGACACCAGUAGAAACAGAGAACCCAAUGGGAGGAUAUGGGAAAACAGUGAGUCAUGUGGUGAUAGGACUGAAGACUGCUAAGGGCACAAAACAGCUGAAACUGGACCCAUCUAUUUAUGAGAGCUUACAGAAAGAGAAGGUGGAGACUGGAGAUGUCAUUUAUAUUGAAGCAAAUAGUGGAGCUGUUAAGCGUCAAGGCAGAUCUGAUACAUAUGCUACAGAGUUUGAUCUAGAAGCAGAAGAGUACGUCCCUCUACCUAAAGGAGAUGUCCACAAGAAAAAAGAGGUCAUACAGGAUGUCACCUUACAUGACCUAGAUAUUGCAAAUGCUAGGCCACAGGGAGGUCAGGAUAUCAUGUCUAUGAUGGGGCAGUUGAUGAAACCCAAGAAGACAGAAAUCACAGACAAACUGAGAAAAGAGAUCAACAAAGUGGUGAACAAGUACAUAGACCAGGGUAUAGCAGAGCUGGUGCCCGGAGUGUUGUUUAUAGACGAGGUUCACAUGUUGGACAUUGAGUGCUUUACUUACCUCCACAGGGCUCUGGAGUCCACCAUUGCUCCCAUUGUGAUAUUUGCCACCAACAGGGGGAAGUGUGUGAUAAAAGGCACUGAGGACAUAGUGGCCCCCCACGGCAUGCCCCUGGAUUUACUGGACAGAAUUAUGAUCAUCAAAACUUUACCAUACUCCAAAGAUGAGAUGAUACAGAUUUUGAAAAUCCGUGCCCAAACUGAGGGGAACUCUAUAGGAGAGGAAUCUCUGGGGGAGCUGGGUACUAUUGGAGUUAAGUCCACACUGAGGUAUGCAAACCAGCUGUUAACUCCAGCCAGUAUUUUAGCAAAAAUAAACGGAAAAGAUUCAAUCGGGAAAGACGAAGUGGAUGAGAUUAACGAGCUUUUCUAUGAUGCAAAAUCUUCGGCAAAAAUAUUAGCCGAGCAAGAAGACAAAUAUAUGAAGUAGAACCUCAUUGAUUUUUCCAUUAAUUUUCUUGAAAUGAUUAUUGGAAUUGACGGAUUGGAAACAGAUAAUGGAUUUUGUGCGUGUGCUUCAAGGCUACAUAUAAAAAUGCUCCAUCUGACUUUAUCUGAUAGAUGGUUUGUCAGUUUUACUAAUUGUUGUUUGGGGGCUUGACAUAUUCGUUAUUCCAUUUCGGGAUUAGUUUUGUGCCAAGAGAAUAACAGUCAUGUGAUGAAAGUGAACCACUGAGAAUCAAGCUUUCUGAAUUUGAAGCACUAAGAUCAUUUCAUGUGGAGUGUAUGUUGGAGACUUAAGAAUUGAAUUAAAAAGCAUAGUUGAGGCAGUUGUUUGUGUGGGGUUGAAAUAAAAGUGCUUCCAUCAAUUUAUAUGAAAGCGCUGAAAUUAUAGUACAUUUCAAAGUAAGUUGUUACUUAAGUAUGAAUACUUUCUAAAUCUCGUGAGUUCAUGCAUUUUUAUUGCAUAUGGAUUACCAGGAGGUAGAGUUUUUAAUUCAUGAAGUUAUUUAGUUACGUGUGUAUAUUUUGAAGGACAAAUAAAACUGUAUAUUUUAUAUUUCA
Messenger RNA from Lingula anatina, 2052 nucleotides. Its product is annotated as ruvB-like 1. Gene Ontology annotation, molecular function: ATP-dependent activity, acting on DNA; ATP hydrolysis activity; ATP binding. The record is from RefSeq and is a predicted model, not a curated record. Lineage: Eukaryota; Metazoa; Brachiopoda; Lingulata; Lingulida; Lingulidae.